Molecule: messenger RNA, 1789 nt
Organism: Sabethes cyaneus
Lineage: Eukaryota; Metazoa; Arthropoda; Insecta; Diptera; Culicidae
Product: probable cytochrome P450 6d5
Exons: 2
Coding region: 17-1492 (491 amino acids)
Molecular function (GO): iron ion binding; heme binding; monooxygenase activity
Source: RefSeq, a predicted model, not a curated record
UAUUGCAACAAGCAGGAUGCUAAUUACCACGCUCGGCAUAGUCGCUGCGGCGAUUUACCUAGGUUUAAGAUACCUUUACUCCUACUGGGACCGUCACGGGAUUCCGAGUAUGAAACCAAGUUUUCUCUUCGGUAAUAUUGAAUCGGUGGCCAAAAGAAUCGACGCGUUCGGAGUUGCUGUCAACAAGCUGUAUCAUCAAUCGAAAGGUCAACUGAUCGGGAUCUACGUGUUUUUCCGUCCAGCGAUUUUGAUUCGAGAUGCCCACCUGGCCCAUCGGAUGAUGACCACGGAUUUCAAGUUCUUCCACGAUCGAGGAAUAUAUUGUAACGAGGAAGGGGAUCCUCUUUCCGCGCAUUUGUUCGCUCUACCUGGUAAACGGUGGAGAGCUUUGCGUAACAAGUUCACGCCGACGUUCACCUCCGGUCAGUUGCGUAACAUGUUUCCUAUUGUUCUAAGCACCGGAUACAAACUGCAACAUUAUUUGGAACCAGCAGCAGCCAAGAAUGAAAUUGUGGACAUGCGUGCCGUCGUUGCUCGCUUCGUGCAGGAGGUUGUGGCGAGUGUUUUCUUCGGCUGUGAAACCAACUGCAUCAGUGAUCCAAAAGAUGAUUUUUCAAACGUAAUGAAUUUCUUUCUGAAAGACUCUUUCUCCAUUAAUUUUCGUUCGACUGCCGUCUUUCUGUUUCCGAGUGUAUUGAAGCUCACGGGAAUAUCAGCAAUGGAGCCGGAAAUGCGACAUUUCGUAACCAGGUUAAUCACCGAACAGAUCGAGAAUCGCGAACGUAACAACACCGAACGAAAGGAUUUUAUUCAACAAUUGAUCGAUCUUCGACAAGCGGACAGAGAUAAUAAGGAAGUUAUGCUGACGAUAGGUGAAUGUGCGGCCAACGUUUUCCUGUUCUACGUCGCCGGUACGGAUACGACAGCUGCAACGAUUACUUUUGCCUUACAUGAACUUACCCAGAGUCCAGCUAAUAUGGACAAACUUAGAAAGGAGAUUGAUGAAGUGUUGCAACGGUCAAAUGGUGUAGUGGAUUACGAAGUUGUGAAGGAAAUGAAAUUUUUGGAUUUGUGUAUUAAGGAAACCUUGAGGAAAUAUCCGGUUCUUCCGAUUCUAAACCGCGAAUGCACUGAGGAUUAUCAAGUUCCCGACUCUAAAAUGGUGAUUCGAAAAGGAACUCAGCUUUUAAUUCCCUUGCUGGGAUACAGCAUGACUGAGGAGUACUUCCCGGAAGCCUCUAGCUUCAUUCCGGAACGAUUCGAUGCCGAGAGUAAAAAUUAUGACGAAAAAGCUUACUACCCUUUUGGAGAAGGACCUAGGAACUGCAUAGGUCUUCGCCAAGGGGUGAUGAGUUCGAAGAUAGCACUGGUGCUGCUGCUUUCGAAGUUUAACUUCGAAGCCACGCGAGAAGUAAAAAUCGAUUUUUUGCCUUCGGUGAUCACUUUGGUACCGCAAGGGGGCAUUCCACUGAAGAUAUCAUACAGAAAGUGAAGAAAAGUAAUUGAUUCUGUUCUCGAUAAGCUGCUUAAACCUGCUUAAGGUGGCAGCAGAAAGCCAUCUUCAUUUUUUUUGUGGUAAUUGAUUUACCACAGAGCCAACGCCCGUCGAUGACAUACCUUAGAUUUAUAGUUUUACAUCGGGAGAGUUAAUAGCUUCAAGGUCGAGCUUGGAGAAAACAAUUCAUCACUCUGCUAGUUUAUUUGUGUACAAAUCUAAAAAUAACAAUUGCUAAAAUUAAAAGAACUAAGAAAAAAAAAUUAGUUGAAAAUUCGCUUAAAUUGCAAGGCA